Molecule: messenger RNA, 848 nt
Organism: Telopea speciosissima
Lineage: Eukaryota; Viridiplantae; Streptophyta; Magnoliopsida; Proteales; Proteaceae
Product: 60S ribosomal protein L15
Exons: 4
Coding region: 68-682 (204 amino acids)
Biological process (GO): cytoplasmic translation
Cellular component (GO): ribosome; cytosolic large ribosomal subunit
Molecular function (GO): structural constituent of ribosome; RNA binding
Source: RefSeq, a predicted model, not a curated record
GGUAUAUCGUCAAGGUUGAAGCCUCUGCAACGCAAAGCCGUAGCGACUGCGAGAUCUCUGAUCCACCAUGGGUGCUUAUAAGUACGUCUCUGAGCUAUGGAGAAAAAAACAAAGCGAUGUUAUGAGGUUUUUGCAGAGGGUUAGAUGCUGGGAGUACCGUCAGCUCCCAUCGAUUGUCCGUGUCACUCGACCCACGCGCCCUGACAAGGCUCGGCGAUUAGGUUUCAAGGCAAAGCAGGGGUAUGUUGUAUAUCGUGUUCGUGUUAGGCGUGGAGGUCGCAAGAGGCCUGUCCCUAAGGGUAUUGUGUACGGUAAGCCGACAAACCAGGGUAUUACCCAGUUGAAGUUUCAGCGAAACAAGCGGUCAGUCGCAGAGGAGCGUGCUGGCCGCAAAUUGGGCGGGUUGAAGGUCCUCAACUCCUACUGGAUUAAUGAGGAUUCGACUUACAAAUAUUAUGAGGUAAUCCUUGUGGAUGCUGCUCACAAUGCAAUUCGCAAUGACCCAAGAAUCAACUGGAUAUGCAAGCCGGUCCACAAGCACAGGGAGCUUCGUGGGCUCACUUCUGCUGGAAAGAAGUACAGGGGUCUCAAUGGAAAGGGACACUUGCACCACAAGGCACGCCCAUCCCGAAGGGCAACCUGGAAGAGGAACAACACCCUCUCCCUCCGUCGCUACCGUUAAUUGCAGUGAUAUUUUACUUAAUGCGUUUUGUUUUGUUUUGUUUUUUUCUGGUCCGGGGCUUUCUAUUGUAGGUAUAUUGAUACCAUUUUGGGAGAUGAAAAUUUUGCAUUUAGAACUGUUGAAUAUGCACCACUUAUUUUGGAGUAAUUUGGACCAAGGUACAAAC